Messenger RNA from Puntigrus tetrazona (Sumatra barb), 4918 nucleotides. RefSeq names its product probable ATP-dependent RNA helicase DDX6. Gene Ontology annotation, cellular component: P-body; cytoplasmic stress granule. Gene Ontology annotation, biological process: cytoplasmic stress granule assembly; P-body assembly. Gene Ontology annotation, molecular function: mRNA binding; RNA helicase activity; ATP binding. Bases 790 to 2259 code for a protein of 489 amino acids. The transcript has 15 exons. The record is from RefSeq and is a predicted model, not a curated record. Lineage: Eukaryota; Metazoa; Chordata; Actinopteri; Cypriniformes; Cyprinidae.
GUACCGCUGAUGGCAGCACCUCAUAUGAACCUCUCUGUCGACCGUGUUGACAGAAAUACAACAAAGAGACGAGCUGCUUGUAGCGACAUGAUACAUACCACGUUGAUUACCAAUUUAUAUCACGCAUAUGGCAACAUAGGAUACUGAUAUAAGUAAGUUAAAGGGGAGUAUUUAAAUAAGCUCUGACCCCAUUAUCACAUCGGCGUUAGAGGUGUGUGUGGCACAGCCGUGGGCACAACUAGAUGUCAACACAGAGGAAGGGAUAAACACAAGAUUUCCACCUAACUUUAUUAUUUACACAACUGACUUGUAUUCAGCCCAAUCAGACAUUUAAACUGUAGUCACCGCAAAGUGUUUUCUUGUCUGUUAAUUUGCUGAUGUGCUGGAGUGAAUCCUACCUACCAGAUAAAUUGAUAAAUUAAUCGAAUGAUCUCAGGAUUCAGGACAUUUAAGAAAGUUCUUGUCUAGAUAUUUCCGUAUUUCACAUUGCCUUCGCAGACUAGUUCUUUAUUACACCCUUUCAGGUAUAAUUUUCUAUAAUGUGUGCAGGUUUGCAAUAUUUAUACACACAAAUAUUUAUUUCUCUUCUUUUAGAAGAGACCUUGUAAAUAUAUCUUGUGUGGCAGCAUUGCUCUUAGUUAUAGAGCCUAAGCUGUAUGUAGAAUUUGUAAAUAUCUCAUAAGAUUCUUUAGUGAAACUUUUUAUUGAGACCUUGUGGACACUGUGAAUGGUUUACUAGGUCUUAUCAGACCUUAGGAAGGCAUUUAGAGAAGUGAAAAAGCUUAAGAAAUGGCGACAAAGAUGGAGAACACUGGUCCAGGUGUUAUGGGAUUUAACACACACAACAGGCAGCUUAUUGGACAGCCUAAAGCCCCCUCUCAGUUAGGACCCCAAACUGUGAGUGCUCAGCUUGGAAAAGAGCCCAUGGGGACCCAGAAACCAGCCAAUGUAACUCAGGAAGGACCUGGUAUCAGGUUUGGUGACGACUGGAAAAAAAGCCUACAGCUCCCCGCUAAGGACAAUAGAGUCAAAACGUCUGAUGUGACUGCAACCAAAGGGAAUGAGUUUGAGGACUACUGUCUUAAAAGAGAGCUGCUGAUGGGCAUUUUUGAGAUGGGCUGGGAAAAACCCUCCCCCAUUCAGGAGGAGAGUAUUCCUAUUGCCCUUUCUGGCCGCGAUAUAUUGGCUCGUGCUAAAAACGGGACCGGAAAGAGUGGAGCAUACCUGAUCCCCCUUCUGGAGAGAAUUGACAUAAAAAAGGAUCAUAUCCAAGCCCUUGUGGUAGUUCCCACUCGUGAACUGGCUCUGCAGGUCAGUCAGAUCAGCAUUCAGAUCAGCAAGCACUUGGGUGGCGUCAAGGUCAUGGCAACCACUGGUGGGACCAACCUCCGAGAUGAUAUCAUGCGCCUGGAUGAGGAGGUUCAUGUUGUUAUAGCAACACCUGGAAGAAUUCUGGACCUGAUAAAAAAGGGCAUAGCCAAAGUGGAUAAAGUUCAGAUGAUGGUUAUGGAUGAAGCUGAUAAGCUGCUCUCUCAGGACUUUGUAGUUAUUAUUGAGGACAUCAUUGGUUUCCUUGCAAAGAACCGACAGAUUCUGCUCUAUUCAGCCACAUUCCCAAUCAGCGUACAGAAGUUCAUGGCAAAGCACCUGCAGAAGCCCUAUGAGAUUAAUCUGAUGGAGGAACUGACCCUAAAAGGCAUCACGCAAUACUAUGCUUAUGUCACAGAAAGACAGAAAGUCCACUGCCUUAACACGCUGUUCUCCAGGCUGCAGAUAAAUCAGUCUAUUAUAUUUUGCAACUCUACUCAGCGAGUGGAGCUUUUGGCCAAGAAGAUCACGCAGCUGGGAUACUCCUGCUUCUACAUUCAUGCAAAGAUGAUGCAGGAAUACAGAAACCGUGUUUUCCACGACUUCAGAAACGGGCUCUGCAGGAACCUUGUUUGCACAGAUUUAUUCACUAGAGGCAUCGAUAUCCAGGCAGUAAAUGUGGUCAUCAACUUUGACUUUCCCAAGAAUGCGGAAACAUACCUGCAUCGCAUUGGACGCUCAGGAAGGUUUGGACAUCUGGGUUUGGCGAUCAAUCUCAUUACGGCUGAGGAUCGCUUUAACCUGAAGACCAUUGAGGACCAGCUGAUGACGGACAUAAAGCCCAUUCCUGGCAGCAUUGAUAAGAGCCUCUAUGUGGCAGAGUUUCACUCUUUGAACCCUGACUGUGAGGCAGAGGCUCCUCAGCCCGGCGAAGACUCUGAAGUCCAAUAGGAAGCACCAUUAGAGAGCAGGACAGUUGGAGAAACUGAACCAGACUUUUGCAUCUGCUUUUGCACAAACCAGUAACUUCUCUGCUCAUAAGUUUCCUCACCUUUUCCACCUCCACAGUAUUUUUCGUUUUCAGUUGCUGUCAAUGUUUUGCUCUUUUGGGGGGAGGGGUUAUAACUGACCAUAUACAUAUAAAUGACCAUACACAUUCCAGUUGAAACGUACAAGAAUAAAAACAAAACAUUCAGACAAAAGUUCUUGUUUGAUAGAAAACAAUAAACUAAGGUAAUGGUGAAAAUAGAGCUUAGCAUACUUGCAUCAUUGGUUGAGAAUUUACAUGCAAAACCUGUUGAACCUAAGUGCCUUAAAAAUAUAUUAUUAUUAUAUUAUAGUCUCUGUCUUAGAUUAACAUCGUUACUAUGUUAAAGUAUUCCCAAAGACUAAACACAGGAUUUACUGGAUUCUGUGAAGGAAUGAGGAGAAGCAUAUUCAAAUUCUCUUCAUAUUCAGACUGAGGCAGCUAGAGAAACCAGCAUCUAUAGAUAUAUUGCAGAGCUCAGGAUUCAGGUGUCAACAUGAACCAUUGCACUAAACUGCCUGAGGGAAAAAAAAAACUGCAUUAAAAUUGGUGCUUUUUUUGUAGUUUCAUUAGUCAUGGACAAAUGUAAAUUUGGAAUUCAUAAAGAAAUAUAGAUGUAAAUUAUGGUUUCAAGCAGAGACUAAAUUGGCGGGGGUAUUUUUUGUGAUUAGAUGUAUAGAGUAGUCAACAUUGGAAGUGGGUCAAAAAAAAAGUUAUCCACUUCAAUAGUUGAAUCGUCUUUUUUUUUUUUUUUUUUUUUUUUUUUUUUAAGCUAUAUUACAUUAAACAUUAGUAACUUUUUAACAGGCAUGCCAAAACUUGCAUAAUGUGAAAGAUGUCAGACUACUACAUGAAAGCAGAUUCAAAAUAUUCACCACAAUGCAGUGAUUUAUACAUUAACAUAGUUAUACAUUUAAAUGUGAGGAUCUGGUAAAGGAUUUGUCAAGAUGUUUUUUUUUUUUUUUUUUUUUUUUUUUUAAAUAGCAUCUUUCACAGUUUUCAUUUAUUUUGAAAUGAAUGUAUAAAGUUGGUAAUGAACAGACUUAUUACAUUAUUUCCAGAUAUGUGGUAUAAAUGUUUAGAAAUAAAAAUUGGAUUGUGUCCUAUGUGUGACAGCAAAAAUGUAAAAAUAUAUUGUCAUUCUUAGUUACAAAUAGCAUGAAGGAGGUUUAUCUUCAAUGUUAGUUUUUUUUGUGGGGGGUUUCUACAUUUUUCUGUCAUAUCAUAGGACACUGAAUUUUCAACUACCCAUGCAUGUGUAUGUAUAGGAGGCAAAAUGUUCUUUUUAUUCCCUUUUGGAUGUUUGCAACCUCAUGUUGCAUCUGAGAUAUUUUCAUUAAGAAAGUAUUUUCAUACAGCAGAAUUGUAGCAUCUUCUCGGUGGCAGCUGUUUUUUUUUUUUUUUUUUUUUUCCUCCUAAAGAUGUUCUUCAAAAUAUUUUUUUCCUCGCUAUGCAGGCAUAUGUGGCAUGUAGCCCAAAGCUUUAGAGUAGAAACCUCAGUUUGCAUGAGGCACAGUUCAGGGCUGCGUUUCCCAAAAGCAUUGUUGGCUUAAGUGCAUCGUAGACCCACUGAAAACAAUGGAGUCACGACCAUCUUAGGCUUACAGUGCUUUUGGGAAACGCAGCCCAGGCCAAUACGCACUGUGCAGACCAGGGCUGUCAAACUCCGUUCAGGCCCUGCAGAGUUUAGAUCGGUGGAUCUCUAUUUCAGUCCAGGGGACUCCUGCUCUGCACUUUUUGCAUCUCUCUUUUAUGUAACACCCCUGAAUGAGAUCAUCAGCUCAUUAGUUUAGUUCAUGGAGCUCUCUCCUAACUUGCUGUUGAUCUCAAUCAGGUGUGUUUAAAUAGCAGGGGAUCCCCAGGACUAGAUCGAGAGCUACUGGUUUAGAUGCAACCCUAAUUAUUUAAAAGCUAGAUGGUAUGCGUGUCGUAGCAGGGUUGGAACUAAACUCUACAGGGCUGUAGCCUUCCGGGAGUUGAGUUUGACACAAUUUCUGCUGAUGAUCCUGUGCUACUCGAGAUUUUUGUUUGUCUAAGACUCAGCAUACUUCAAAAUCGUAUUUUACUGGAAAAACGUUAAUAAUUCUUCAUCCAUUCUGUCAUGCAGUGAUGGUGAUUUUUUUUUUUUUUUUUUUUUCUCCUCCUUUAGCUUUCAUGUGGUUUAUAAACAGAGGAGCAGAUGUUAUGGGGACAAUUGUUUAAUGUAAAUUUUGUAUAGGAUUCUUGGAGAGAGAAAAAAAUGUGAUGUGUGAAACCCUUUUUUGUAAUUUACGCAAGAAUGGUUUAAUGCUCAUGUUUAAUGUUAGUGAUUUAUGUUUUCAUCUCUAUUGUUUAUUUCAUUUGAAUAGCUCAAGGUUAUGUAGUGUAGCUUGAAAUAGAAUGGAUGUGCCAUUUGUCCCAAACUUCAAUACAUUCAUAUGAGAGUGAACAGAAGGGUUUUUCUUUGUGAAUGUGGAAAAUCUAUAUCAGGGGAUGUUUUUUGGUUUUUAUAAUUUUUUUUGUUUUUUAAAGUGAGGAGAAACAGCAUUUAAAUUGGUUAACUGUUUCUUGUUGAAUUGGCUGUAAUAAAUUGUUGUCAAUCCA